Molecule: messenger RNA, 1769 nt
Organism: Diatraea saccharalis (sugarcane borer)
Lineage: Eukaryota; Metazoa; Arthropoda; Insecta; Lepidoptera; Crambidae
Source: the annotation of a GenBank genome assembly
AUGCCAUUUGGCCAAGCAGGCGUCAAUCAGUUGGGGGGCGUGUUCGUGAAUGGGCGGCCGCUCCCCGACGUUGUCCGCAAGAGGAUUGUCGAGCUGGCCAUCAUGGGUGUAAGACCGUGCGACAUCAGCCGCCAGCUGCUCGUCUCACACGGUUGCGUCUCCAAGAUCCUCACCAGGUUUUACGAGACUGGCUCCAUAAGACCCGGCUCUAUAGGCGGCAGUAAGACCAAGUUAGAGCGCCAUCUCGCGUCAUCUCGCGCGAGAGCGUGCAAAAACUUAUAUUGGAUGUGUCAAGGAAUGAUUGAUGCGUACGCGGACAAAAAGCGUCGCGGGGAGAACGGAGUGACGGAACCGUCCGUGACGCAGCAAGUGGCGACACCUACAGUAGUGAAAAAGAUACUGCGUUUAAAACAAGAAAACCCUGGAAUGUUCGCGUGGGAGAUACGGGAACGGCUAUUGAGCGCCAGAGUGUGCGAACCUCACUCCAUACCAUCAGUGUCAUCUGUCAACAGAAUACUGAGGAACAGUGGAUUGGCUUGGAGCGAUGACGAGCCGAGAAAUGGGCAUGUUCGAGUUCCACCACCUCAACAGGACCCAACUUUAUACGACCGUAGACUCACCACGUCUUGGCUUCUAGCCAACCAAGUGCAAGCACAAGGACUGUUAAAACCAUACCCCAUUUCGCCUUGGCAAAGAAUCAUGUUGCCUUAUCACGAUUCGAAGAAUUUUUCACCAUACAUUAACCUCCAUAACGAUUUACUGAAUAGAAUCAAUACCGAUGACGUCAAAUCUGAAAAUUCAGAACACAUUUCUGUUGAAGCUAGUGAUGAUAGUACUGAUAGACCUGAUACUGAUGAUAGGAAGAGUGAUGAGAAAGAGAAGAAAAAGAAUCCGUAUUCAAUUGAGGAGUUACUCAAAAAACCUGAUAAAAUUGUUAACUCCCCUCCGAUAAGUGUAUCGAGUUUCCUUAGGCAACCGAGCGGUAGUAUGAUUGAAUACAAUCAAGAUAUAAGCAAUAGAAGCUCGCCGGCCAGUUAUUGUUCUAUACAAAGCAAUGUCUCAAAUGACUUCGCCGAAUCGGUUUCGUCUGAAAUUAAAGCGAGCAAUUAAAUUUUACUUAAUUGGCAUAAGUGUAUAUAUUCUUUGCUAUUGGUAAAAUUAAUAGUAUUAUUCUGUUAAAAAUACAGCGACGAAUACAACACGGUCGCAGAAUUCUUUUGAAGUAGGUUUUGUAGCAGGGCAGCGCUGUGUUUGACGCUGUGUUUUCACAGAAUGGCAAGUCAAAUAGCAAAUUUUCUAUUCGUUUGAACGCGCGAAAUAUUUAAGCGAUAGGUGAAACGAUACGGUUUCAUUAGCUUCGAGUAUGGAAAGAUGGCGUUAUUGUUCAGAUUUUUUAUAUUAAUACCUAAUUAUUAUAUUGGCAUUUACGACAUAAUUUAUUGGUGUACCUCCACAGAUUUACUUUUUUCUUUGUUCUAUGUGAUUGUAAUUUCAAGUUGUUUUUAAUUGUGAUAAUAGGUUUUAGUUGAUAGAUAAAUCUUGAUGGACAUUCAACAGCACGUCAGGUUCUUCAUUUGAUUUUAAACUUUGUUGCUUUGACAGUAGAGUAUAAAAUCGUCUGCAGAAAUUAUUGUAGUUUUUCUGUUUAUAUAUUUAACUCGGUGUUUUCAAACGAAAUGGCUACCAUUUUUAGGGUUAAGACCGCAAUGCAAUGGCAACUGUCAAAAGAAGAUGGUGUUUUAUACGUGUAUAGUGCUGUCUCAUUUUAA